AUGUUGACAGCCAAUCUUUUGACCGCAUUGUUGGCACCAGGUGUGCUAUCAGCCGCCUUGUACCCUCGCCAGGACACUGAUCUCGAUGGGUUUAUCAAGACGGAGUCUGAAGUUGCUCUUAAAUCCAUCCUGAACAACAUUGGCGCCGAUGGCUCUGCUGUUUCUGGAGCGUCUGCUGGAAUUGUGGUAGCAUCACCAUCUAAAUCGGACCCCGAUUACUUUUAUACCUGGACUCGUGACGCAGCCUUGACAUUGAAGGUGCUGAUUGAUGACUUCCUUGCUGGAGAAACCUCCCUGGAAUCCACCAUUCAAGACUACAUCUCUGCUCAGGCGAAGCUGCAGGCCGUGUCUAACCCAUCUGGCGACUUGUCCAAUGGGCAAGGACUUGCAGAGCCCAAGUUUAAUGUAGACGAAACUGCCUUCACCGGUGAUUGGGGUCGUCCUCAACGCGAUGGACCUGCUCUGCGAGCGACCGCUAUGAUCGCCUACGGCAACCAUUUGGUCUCGAGCGAAAAGGAGGAUGUCGUCAAGUCGAACAUUUGGCCCAGCGUUCAAAACGAUCUCGACUAUGUCGCUCAAUACUGGAACCAAACUGGAUUCGAUCUGUGGGAGGAGGUUCAAGGCUCCUCAUUCUUUACUAUUGCUGCACAAUACCGCGCGUUGGUGGAAGGCAGCGCAUUUUCCAAGUCGCUGGGAGAGACCUGCGAUGGAUGUGAUUCCCAAGCACCUCAGAUCCUAUGCUUCCUGCAGUCUUUCUGGAAUGGCAAAUCUGUCGUUUCCAACAUUGCCGACAAUGGUCGAUCCGGUCUCGAUGCAAAUUCUGUGCUUGCUUCAAUCCAACUGUUCGAUCCUAAAGCUGCCUGCGAUGACGUGACCUUCCAACCCUGCUCUGCUCGUGCUCUUUCCAACCACAAGCAAUAUGUCGACUCGUUCCGUUCCAUCUAUAACGUGAACAGCGGCAAAGAUGCUGGAACUGCCGCUGCCGUUGGUCGUUAUGCGGAAGACACUUAUAUGGGCGGAAACCCAUGGUAUUUGACGACACUGGCGGCCGCCGAGCAGUUGUAUGAUGCAGUUUACCAAUGGAAGCAACAGGGAUCCCUGUCCAUCACCGAGACCAGUCUUGCUUUCUUCCAGGAUCUGGAUUCGUCUGCUGCUGUUGGAGACUAUGCUAGUAAUUCGGACACUUACACCUCCCUUACUGCCGCCGUCACGAAAUACGCCGAUGGAUUCGUGUCUAUCGUUCAGCAGUACGCACCCAGCAACGGGGCUCUAGCCGAACAAUUCACUCGGGAUGACGGUACCCCGGCCUCGGCUAGCGACUUGACCUGGUCCUAUGCGGCAUUUGUAACUGCCGCUGAGCGCCGGGCUGGGACAAUGCCUGCUACCUGGGGUGCAUCGGAUGCUAAGGUGGCAGAGACGUGUGAGGGAAGCUCGGCCGAGGGAAGUUACACGGCUCCCCCCGAAGUCGGCUCGUGGUAG
Messenger RNA from Penicillium bovifimosum, 1479 nucleotides. RefSeq names its product glycoside hydrolase family 15 protein. Gene Ontology annotation, cellular component: fungal-type vacuole. Bases 1 to 1479 code for a protein of 492 amino acids. Gene Ontology annotation, molecular function: glucan 1,4-alpha-glucosidase activity. The record is from RefSeq and is a predicted model, not a curated record. NCBI's taxonomy places the organism in Eukaryota, Fungi, Ascomycota, Eurotiomycetes, Eurotiales, Aspergillaceae. The transcript has 3 exons. Gene Ontology annotation, biological process: polysaccharide metabolic process.